UGCAGACCCGCGGAUCCCGGGAGCCGGUGCGAGGCGGGCACCCGGUGCGUCCCCGGAGCGGGGAGGCCAGGGCCGGGCAGCCCUGGGGCCGGUCGGGGCGGCGUCACUGCACCCUCCGCCAGGCCCCGCGGGAUGCACCGUGGGGGCCGAGGGCGGAGGCGACACUCUCAGGUAAAUUGGCAGGAUGAGGAGCAGCAAAUCAAAAGAGGUGCCUUUACCAAAUCCAAGGAACUCUCAAAGCACGGAUACUGUUCAAGCAGAUAUAACCACACCAUGGGAUGCACUUUCUCAGACCAAGGCUGCUCUGAGACACAUUGAAAACAAAUUGGAAGUAGCCCCUACAAGUACAGCUGUGUUUGAUUCUGUCAUGGAUACCAAGAAAUCUUCUGCAAGUGCUACCAGAAAAAUAAGUAGAAAAGAUGGUAGAUACCUGGAUGAUUCUUGGGUUAAUGCUCCAACCUCCAAAUCUUCUAAAUCACGAAAAGAGAAAUCUCGUAGUCCUCUCAGAGCUACCACCCUGGAGAGUAACGUAAAGAAAAUUAAUCGUGUGGAAUUUCGUGAACCUUUAGUUUCUUACAGGGAAGUCCAUGGUACACCGUCCAACAUAAGUCCCAGCCAUUUAGAGUCAAAGCAUAUAUAUUGUGUGGAUGUUAAUGAAGAGAAGCCUGAGAGUGGGAACCGGAUGAUAUGCAGUCAGGAAGAUCGGAAUAUACAUUGCUGUGAUUUUGAGAGCUCCCAGUCAUCUGUCGUCAAUGAUACAGUUGUUAGAUUUUUAAAUGAUCGACCAACAAUUGAUGCAUUGCAAAAUUCUGAAUGUUUGAUUAAGAUGGCAGCUCCUAUGAGAAGUGAUGAAGAAAAGCCUAAUAGAGCAAAAGGAAAUGAGAACACUUUGAAGGCUUCUGUGUGUAACAUGGGCCGUGAUGUUGAUUCAAAAGUGUUACGGUUAACUGAUUCUUCUCCGUCUUCUACCAGUACCUGUAAUUCCCAAAGAUUAGAUAUCCUAAAGCGGCGACAACAUGAUGUUAAAUUGGAAAAACUCAAGGAGCGGAUUAGGAAACAGUGGGAACACUCAGAAGAAACAAAUGACCAGGGCCAGAAUCUGGGUCAUAUUGAGCAUCCAGUAAUGGUUGUUAAUGUUGAUAGCUCAGUGACAGCAAAGGUCAGGAAAGUGGCAACAGCACCACCUGCUCCAACAUAUAAAGGCUUCAAUCCUUCAGAGACCAAGAUUCGAACACCUGAUGGGAAAGUAUGGCAGGAGGCUGAGUUUCAAAACAUGAGUAGAGAACUGUAUCGUGACUUAGCACUUCACUUUGCAGGUGAUAGCUCUAUGAAAGAAAAACCUGCUGAGAAAAGUAAAGAGAAGAAAGUGGUCAAGCCAGUACGAAAAGUCCAAAAGGUAGCACAGUUAUCAAGUCCAGAAUGCAAAACAGGUAGCAGUCAUCUGAUAAGUACAUCUUCUUGGCGAGAUGGACAAAAAUUAGUAAAAAAAAUUCUGGGACCUGCACCUAGAAUAGAGCAAAAAGAGCGAAGAAUAGCAUCAAGUGACAGAAGUGGAAGAGAAAGAACUACUAAAUCUGGGGGUCAUAUUGGAAGAGCAGAAUCGGAUCCCAGAUUGGAUGUUUCACAUAGACAUCUUCCACGAAACUCAGAACGUUCAAGAAGUAGAGUUCGGUCAGAAAAUAAUGUAAAGAAAUUAGUUCCAUCUCUUCCAGAUAAUAAACAGGAGGAAAAUGCUGCCUUAAAUAAGGACUUUUUACCUGUUGAAAUUCGUGGAAUUCUUGAUGACCUACAGCUGGAUUCAGCAGCUCAGGCUGCAAGGCAAGAGACAGGAGAGUUACAGAAUCAGAAGCCAUCACCAUCAAUACAAGCUCCUAGGAGUCAUAGCCCAAUAAAAAGAAAACCUGACAAAAUAACAGCUAAUGAAGAUCCCCCUGUUAUUUCCAAAAAGCGUCACUAUGAUACGGAUGAGGUACGACAGUACAUUGUUAGACAGCAGGAGGAAAGGAAGAGGAAGCAAAAUGAGGAGAAGAAGGCUCAAAAGGAGGCCACGGAACAGAAGAACAAACGAUUACAGGAGCUCUACCGGAAACAAAAAGAAGCCUUUACUAAAGUGAAAAAUGUGCCUCCUUCUGAGCCAUCAGCAAAUAGGCGACUGCAGGAAACUUACUCCAAAUUGCUUCUAGAAAAGUCAUUGCUUGAAGAGCCAACUCAUCAACAUAUGCAGGAAACACAGACCAGACCAGGGUAUCAGCCAUCUGGAGAAUCUGACAAAGAGAACAAAGUGCAGGAACGUCCCCCAAGUGCAUCUUCCAGUAGCGACAUGUCUCUGUCAGAACCUCCACAGCCUCUUGCAAGAAGGGAUUUGAUGGAUCCUACAUGGAUGCAGCCUGACAGACUGAGUCCACGAGUCCACCAUUCUCAACCACAGCCUCUUGUUGGAACAGCUGGAAAUUUAUUUUCCCAUCUCUUGAGUCUAGAGCAUGUAGGAAUUUUGCAUAAGGAUUUUGAAUCCAUUUUACCAACUAGGAAGAAUCAUAAUAUGGCUUCAGGGCCAUUAUCUUUUACACCUCAACCAUAUCUGACCUCACCAGCUGCUCAUCCAGAUGCCUUGUUAAAACCUAGUGCUAGCCAAUAUAAGAGUAAACUGGAUCGUAUUGAAGCCUUGAAAGCAACAGCUGCUUCUUUGUCCAGCAGGAUUGAAAGUGAAGCUAAGAAAUUAGCUGGGGCUAACAUUAACUAUGGGUCAGUAUGGAACACUGAGUAUGAUGUGCAGCGAACACCCCAAGAAGAUGGACAUUGGACCAAGGCUAUAAGUCCACUUGUGAAAGAGGAUGCAGAAGAUGUUUUCUCUGCUCGAAUUCAAAAGAUGCUGGGAACCUGUGUGUCUCAUGCAACUUUUGAUGAUGAUCUUCCUGGUGUAGGCAACCUUAGUGAAUUUAAAAAGCUUCCUGAGAUGAUAAGACCUCAUAGUGCCGUAUCAAGCUUCAGAAUGAGAUCCCCUGGUCCCAAACCAGAAGGGCUGCUGGCACAGUUGUGUAAGAGGCAGACUGACUUUUCUAGCUCUGAUAUGCAAGCUUGUUCUCAAGACAAAGCCAAAAUGUCUCUUGGUUCCAGCACAGAUUCAGUGAGUGAAGGGCCUCUUCUUAGUGAGGGUAGUCUCUCUGAAGAAGAGGGAGGUCAAGAUGCACGGUCCCCUUUGAAGUUAGCAGAAAUCUUAAAAGAAAAGGAAUUUUGUGCUGGAGAAAGAAAUGCUUAUGAACCCAUCAAAGAGUUUCAGAAGGAAGCUGAAAAAUUUUUGCCACUCUUUGGGCCCAUAGGUGGUACACAAAGCAAAGGACCAUGGGAAGAAUUGGCGAAGGGAAGUCCACAUAGUGUCAUUAAUAUUUUUACAAAAUCAUAUAAAUUAUAUGGAAAAGGAUUUGAAGACAGGUUGGAAAGAGGAACAUCAGCAUCACGGUCUUUGAAUGCCAUCACAACCCCUCUAAGCAGCAUUUCAUAUGAAGAUGAUUUUGUCUCCUCUGCAGGGAGUGGGACUUUGACAGAAAAAAAGUCAGCUCUUGAACCCAAUAUUGGUAGUAACAGUUUAGGCGUUCAGGAGGAUCAUUCUAGCAGAAAGUCUGCCUAUGAUCUUUCCUCUGUGGAUGUUACCUCCCAGCACUCAUCAGGGGCCCAGUCUGCUGCGUCAUCUCGUUCAUCUUCUUCUUCUAAAGGAAAGAAAGGAAAAAAGGAAAAGAUAGAAUGGCUAGAUUCACUCACUGGAAAUAUUCAGAACUCACUUCUUGAUGAAGAAAAAGUACACUCUAGUUCAGAACGUGGCUCUCAUCAAGGAAAGAAAUCUGGGACCAGUAGCAAACUUUCUGUUAAAGAUUAUGAGCAGACUCUUGACACUGAUAGCACUUUGGAGGAUCUUUCUGGGCAUUCUUUGAGUGUCUCAUCAGACAAGGGAAGAUCACAGAAAACUCCAACUUCUCCCCUAUCUCCAAGUUCCCAGAAAUUGUUGCAGUUUGACCUUCCAGGAACUUCAUUAGAAAGAUCUAAAUCCUCAAUAGUAGUGACUCCAACUAUAACAGGAUUUAAGCCUAAUGCAACUUUUGCUGAUACGAACCUGGCUGCCAGCAGAACGACAGAGAUGGCUUCAACACCAGGUUCUAAGCGCUUUUCUCCUGCUGGCCUCCAGCAUCGUAUGGCAGCAGAACUCAGUUACUUGAGUGCCAUUGAGGAGUCAGUGCGCCAACUAUCAGAUGUAGAAAGAGUUAGAGGCAUUUCACUUGCUCAGCAGGAGAGUGUGUCUCUGGCUCAGAUCAUAAAGGCACAGCAGCAACGCCAUGAAAGAGACUUGGCCCUUUUGAAAUUGAAGGCUGAACAAGAGGCUCUGGAGUGUCAGAGGCAAUUAGAAGAAACCCGAAGCAAAGCAGCUCAGGUCCAUGCGGAAUCAUUGCAGCAGGUGGUUAAAUCACAACGGGAUGUAACUGAAGUCCUGCAGGAAGCAACUUGUAAAAUAGCUGCUCAGCAAACAGAGACUGCUCGCCUGACCACAGAUGCAGCACGCCAGAUCUGUGAGAUGGCAGAGUUGACUCGAACUCAUAUCUCAGAUGCCAUCACUGCUUCAGGAGCUCCCCUAGCAACGCUAUAUGACCACCAGCGGCAGUAUGCUCCAGACUUCGUGAAACAACUAAGGACAAGAGCUGAAACAGAUAGGAAAAGUCAAUCUGGUCCACUCUCUCAGAGUAAAGAAGGGACCCUUGACUCCAAGCAUCAGAAGUUUUCUCCUUCAUAUGAUAGUUAUUCUGAGUCUUCAAGACACAAGAAUCGCGAUAGAAGGAGUAGUAGUGGUAGCAGCCGUCAAGAAAGUCCUUCAGUUCCAUCUUGUAAGGAAAAUGAGAAGAAACUUCAUGGUGAAAAGAUGGAGAGUUCUAUUGAUGAACAGGUCCAGACUGCUGUGGAUGAUUCUCUACGAAGUGAUAGUGUACCAUCUCUUCCCGAUGAGAAAGAUUCAACCUCUGUUGCAACAGAAUAUUCCCUGAAAUUUGAUGAAUCCAUGACAGAAGAUGAAAUAGAAGAAAGAUCAUUUCGAUCUUUACUACCUUCUGAGAGUCAUCGCAGAUUUAACAUGGAAAAGAAAAGAGGCCAUCAUGAUGACUCUGAUGAAGAAACUUCCCCAGAAAAGACUACACUGUCCUCUGCCAAGGAGCUGAGCAUGCCAUUCUCAGGAGGACAAGACAGCUUUUCUAAAUUUACUAUGGAGAUGGUUAGACAGUAUAUGAAAGAAGAGGAAAUGAGAGCAGCUCACCAGUCUUCACUCCUGCGUCUCCGUGAAAAGGCCUUGAAGGAGAAAACUAAAGCUGAAUUAGCCUGGCUAGAGCAUCAGAAAAAACAUCUACGAGAUAAAGGAGAAGAUGAUAAAAUGCCCCCACUCCGAAAGAAACAACGUGGUUUGCUCUUAAGGUUGCAGCAAGAAAAGGCAGAAAUUAAACGUCUUCAGGAAGCCAAUAAGGCAGCUCGGAAGGAAAGACAGCUGAUUCUUAAACAGCAGGAGGAGAUAGAAAGGAUCCGACAGACCACCAUAAAACUUCAGGAGAAGUUGAAGUCUGCAGGGGAGAAUAAAUUGGACUCUCAUAGUGAUGAUGAUACAAAGGAUAAUAAGGCAACCAGUCCUGCUCCAACUGACUUGGAGACCCGCAGUCCUUCCCCCAUUUCAAUCUCCAGCAGUGAAACUAGCAGCAUUAUGCAGAAACUGAAGAAAAUGAGAAGCCGCAUGGAUGAAAAGUUUCUGACAAAGCGAGAGCAAAAACUAAUGCAAAGGCGCCAACAUGCGGAGGAGCUACUAGAGUGGAAGAGACGUUUAGAUGCAGAGGAAGCAGAAAUUCGUCAAAUGGAAAAACAAGCUUUGGCUGCCUGGGACAAAGAAUUGAUGAAACCUAAAACUCCUAAGAAAGAACUGGAGGACCAGAGAGCAGAACAGAAAGAAAUAGUGAGUGAAACAGAAUCUCCAAUACCUUCCUGCUCUCAUCUACACAGUGAAAGCUCUAUUCCAGAAGAAUUGGGCAGCCCUGCUGUUGAAUAUAUACCAUCUGAAUCUAUAGUUCAGGAGCAGCCUGGAAGUCCAGAUCACAGUAUACUUACUGAAGAAAUGGUUUUUUCACAAGAACUGGAAUCUUCUACCUCGCCUAGUAAACAUUCACCUCCUAAAAGCUGCACAUCUGUGUCAAAGCAGGAGUCUAGCAAAGGAAGUCAUAGAACUGGAGGACAAUGUCGUCUACCCGUCAAGUCCCAUCAACACUGUUAUAGUUGGUCAGAUGAGUCAUUAUCUAUGACACAGUCAGAAACUACAUCUGACCAGAGUGACAUUGAAGGUAGGAUCAGAGCCCUGAAGGAUGAGCUGCGGAAAAGAAAAUCAGUUGUGGACCAACUGAAGAAGGAACAGAAAAAAAGGCAAAAGGAAAGACUGAAAGCCCAAGAAGCCAGUCUAAUCAAACAAUUGGAGUCAUAUGAUGAAUUCAUUAAGAAAACUGAAGCCGAGCUUAGCCGAGAUUUGGAAACAUCACCAACAGCCAAGCCUCAGAUUAAAACGCUCUCCUCAGCUUCUGAAAAACCCAAGAUCAAGCCCCUUCCACUACACAGAUCUGAAACAGCAAAGAAUUGGAAAUCACUGACAGAGUCAGAACGUUCCAGAGGAUCCCUGGAGUCUAUUGCUGAACAUGUUGAUGCUGCAUUGGCAGGUUCUGAGAGAUCAGUGUCAGAAAGCUCUUUAUCUGCAUAUGCAAAGAGAAUGAUUGAAUUGGACAGUCGAACAGAAGAGCACUUUCAGACUUCUUCUCCAAUUCUCAGAUCAUCAAGGAGAACCAGAGCAGACUCUGGAGAUUCUCUAGAAAAUGUCCCUUCAUUACCUCUUCUCAAAGAAUUAACUGCCUCUAAUAGAAUUCUUGAUGUGUCAGAUGCCAAGGUUGAAAAAGAAUCUAGUCAAAAAUCAGAAAUACACGAAGUAGAAUAUGCAAAAUUGGAGGAGAGUGCAAUUGAAGAUGCCUAUUCUAAACAAUCUAGGAAGCCUGAUGUCUUCCUGACACUAGACCUGGAACAGGGAGAUUCAUCUGAAAUUCUUUCAAGGAAAGAUCUUUCUUUAGAUUCUAUAAGUGUUCAGAAAGACUUAGUUAGAUUAGCCAUUGAAAAUCUUCAUAAAAAAGAGUCAGAAGAGAGACAGUCAGAUCAAGAUAUGGGUCAUAGUGCAACCAUCCAAUCAGAAAAAGACACUCACGUACAAAAGAAUAUAAAGGGCAGAGACUCAUCUUGGUCAGAACAUCUUUUUGCAUGUAAAGAGAUAUCAUACUCUGAAGAUUUUGAAGUAUCUUCUUUCAAGAAAGACAUUUCAGCUGAAUUGUACAAAGAUGACUUUGAGGUGACAUCUUUGUUGUCACUCAGGAAAGACUCUCAGUCUUGCAGAGAGAAGUCACAGGCAACAAGGAUCUCUAGAAGUAGAGCCACUAGCUUUGGUAGUGAUGAUGAAAUCAGUGAGUGCCUCAGUGAGAAAAGCCUUUCUAUUCAUAGCAGUGUCCAUUCUGAAAGGCUAUUAGAACUCAAGUCCCCCACUGAGCUUAUGAAAAGUAAGGAGCGCAGUGAUGUAGAGCAUGAACAGAGACUUACUGAAUCCCCUUCCUUAGCUUCAGCUUCUCUUGCAGAUGAGUUACUUGAUUUCCACAUCGGUGAUAGGGUGUUGAUUGGCAAUGUUCAGCCAGGAACUCUUCGAUUCAAAGGUGUGACUAGUUUUGCUAAAGGAUUUUGGGCUGGAGUGGAGUUGGAUAAACCUGAAGGAAAUAACAGUGGAACAUAUGAUGGCAUUGUAUACUUUGUGUGCAAAGAGAAGCAUGGGAUUUUUGCUCCUCCUCAAAAAAUAUCUCACAUUUCAGAAAACUUUGAUGACUAUGUAGACAUAAAUGAAGAUGAAGACUCUUAUUCAGAUGAACAAUAUCAAUACUAUAAUCAAGAACAAAAAGAUACAGAGGGUCCCAAGUUUGACAGAGAAAAGGAUGCGAUUGAGUGUUUUUAUAAGGAAUCUCAACCUAGUAUGCAUGACACAGAAGCCUCAGUUGAUAGAAGCCUUAAAAUAGAAACAGACAAUAUACAGGACAUUUCUGGAGUACUUGAAACCCAUAUUCACCAGCAGAAUUCAGUGGAUUCACUGAUUUCUUCAAAGGAAAACAAAGACCUUGUUUCUGGUGCCACGGAAAAGGUUUCCACUGCUGUAGAAGACAAUGCUUUAGGUAAUACCUUUUCUGAAGAAUUAAGGAAGCAACAGCAGUUUACCGAAAAGGAAGAGAACCUAUAUCCAGAAGUUUCAGAAAAGCUUUCUACCCCACUUCUGGACCUUUUAGCAAGAGAAAAGAACCAAUUGGAAGCCCAACUGAGGUCACCACCAAGUGAGGAAAAAAAGUCAAAGGAACAACUAGAAACAGUCAGCUUACUGACAGAUAGUUUACUAAAAGUCUUUGUGAAGGACACAGUCAAUCAACUACAACAAAUCAAAAAAGCUAGGAAUGAGAAAAUCCAGCUUAGCAAUCAAGAGCUUCUUGUUGAUGAUCAAAAGAAAGUACCACCCCAAGGCCUAUCCCAGAAUCUUGAGGAACAGUCUCCAAGUGUUCCAGGUUGCUUCUUAAGGUCUGAAUUGGAAGAUGAGAAAGAAGAGAUUUCCUCACCAGAUAUGUGUCCUAGACCUGAGAGUCCAGUAUUCGGUGCCAGUGGGCAGGAAGAGCUUGCUAAGAGACUUGCUGAACUUGAGAUUAGCCGGGAGUUCCUGAGCGUGUUAGGAGAUGAUCAAGACUGGUUUGAUGAAGACUUUGGUUUGAGCUCUUCUCACAAGAUACAAAAGAAUAAGGCAGAAGAAACAAUUGUACCUCUAAUGGCAGAACCUAAGGGAGCUCUACAAAAGCCAUGUGAAACAUUAUUGGCAGUCCCACAUACUGCGGAGGAAGUAGAAAUUCUUGUACACAAUGCAGCAGAAGAACUUUGGAAUUGGAAAGAAUUAGGUCAUGAUCUUCACAGCAUCAGUAUUCCUACAAAACUGCUUGGCUGUGCCAGUAAGGGUCUAGAUAUAGAAAGCACUAGUAAAAGGGUGUACAAACAGGCGGUUUUUGAUUUAACAAAAGAGAUUUUUGAAGAAAUAUUUGCCGAGGAUCCCAACUUGAAUCAGCCUGUCUGGAUGAAGCCAUGUAGAAUCAACUCUAGUUAUUUCCGACGAGUGAAAAAUCCAAAUAACCUUGAUGAAAUCAAGAACUUCAUAGCAACCGAAGUACUCAAGCUGUUCAGUCUUAAAAAGGAGCCAAACCACAAAACAGAUUGGCAGAAAAUGAUGAAAUUUGGAAGAAAGAAAAGAGACCGAGUGGAUCAUAUCCUGGUACAGGAGCUCCACGAGGAGGAGGCACAGUGGGUGAACUAUGAUGAGGAUGAGUUAUGUGUGAAGAUGCAGCUAGCUGAUGGGAUCUUUGAGACCUUGAUCAGAGAUACUGUUGAUGUUCUGAAUCAGAUCAGUGAAAAACAGGGGAGAAUGCUACUUGUGUGACAUCUUGCAAAUAAAUCGAACACUGAGUGCUAAUAUGAGUCCUGGGCCUUUCUGCCUCCUGAUAUACACCCCAUCUCCAUCAUAGCAAGAGUGCUUCUGGACCUUGUACCUGUUCUUAAAGACUACUGGUUUGGAGUUCAUGGGACAGUGAGGUAUAUCUGGUAUUACAGCCUUAGCCUUUAGAGACUGUCCACUGGAAUAACUGGUUGUUUUCGGUGGGCAGGGUCUGAUGUUGACACACAGUGUAAUCCUACACCUCUUGUUAGCAUCCCUACUGGGUCUCAGAUGAGGGCUGAAAGCACCAGACUUACCUCUUAGCUUAGACUAGGGUAUCACUUCCUUGAGUCUGAAGUCAAGCAAGAGAGGUAUAUAGAUGUGCAUCAUACCAUUUUUGAAAUGGAAUCCUGGUUUAUACCAUGAAAGUCAUAAAUGGACAUUAUAGUCUCUAAACAGUAUUAAACCCUGAACUACUUUCAGAUAGGCAAGUUUAGUAAUGUGUGCCUAUUUCCCCUUGUGGAGUUCAUUUCAUUUUGUUUUGAAGACCAUUUUCUUCCAUUAUUGCAAUUGAGCAGCACCAAGUGGACUGUCAAGUUAACAGACAUCAGUGGUAGCCUUGCUUCCUGAGCACCAUCUAAAGAAUUUUAAACUUUUGCAUUAUUCUUAGUUUUUUCUCUGUGAGCAUGAAAACAAAGAAGUGCCCCCACUGAAGACUGGGCUCACAGGACUGGUGCAGGGCUGGUUCUUCCACCCCUUGUCUACCCCUGCACUUUUCUUACUUCUUCUGAACCUCUGCCAGCUGCUCCCAGAAUCACAGAUCCUCAGGACCAUCUCAGGCAUCGAGGCAUGGCAGAAGUGGAAAUAAUUCAUUUUGGCCUUCAAACUUUAAGCUCCCAUAUCUCCCCAAGAAGUCAGAGACGCUGUUACUUGAAUGAUUUAGGAAAUGAGUGUGUGCACCAAAGACAAAAAGAUAUUGUCUAUUGUUUGUGUGCUUGUUUUACGCUAUAGAACAUUUUUUUAAUUUAUUUUAAGAUAAAUUAUUAAGUUGAAAAUGUAUGUCCCUAUUCAGAAGUGAAAGAUUCUUCUUGUAAUAGUUAAACUUCUGUCUUGAAGCUUCUAUGGUUCGUAGUCUUUGCACAGGAAACUUAACGGUUUUAACAAACCCAUACACAUAUUGAAGAAGGCAGUUUAAUUCAGUAAAAAGAAGAUGAGCUCUUCUAAGAUCACCUGCAGUAGCAGGAAUGGGGUAAAAUGAUUUAAAGACACUGUAAAAUUCAGUUCUGCCUCUCUUGCAGCAUUGCUUCUCACAACUAUUACCUGUAUCUGAAAAAAAUAUAUAGACUCCAGCUGCUAUGUUAGAGCAUGUGUGAUGCUCUCCUGGGACCUCAGUACCCUGCCUUCUUGACUGGUUUCUCUGAAUCAGUCCUAUCCUUCAAGUAAUCUAGAAGAAUGUGGAUAAUCUUAGGCGUGAAUGUAAAUGCCUUAAUAUUGAAGGUCCUGAUUAGAAGCAUGAUAUAAGACAUCCACUGGAUUCAUACUUAGAAAUAUCCUGGAAUGUUAUAACUUCAAAAUAUGUUAGGAAAACCCCAAAGAUGGUAUAAUCUUUAAGUGUGCAUGUUCAUUCAUUUCUGCCUCUUUCCUCCCAACUUGCCUUUGCGUCUCCAAUGUUUUACUAUGCACACUUCCAUUCCUCUUCGGUUCCAUCUUGUCAUUAUGAGAAACUUAUUGAAAUAAUCAUUGGAAUACUUGCAUUUUGCACAAUGACUGGUAUGAUAGCUCUUGACAAAUAAGGAAAGCACUGAAAUGUUGUGACUGGGUCUCGGGAAAUGCUCAGAUUGAUGUUGCCAGCAUUGCUUCUAGGCUUUUGAUGUUGAGCUCUAGUCUUGUAGCCAUAAUGAGCAAAUUGACUAAGAGAACUAGGGUUUCUUGGGGUUAUUAACCAGUAGUGUGGAGAUAUUAUUUUCAUGUGGCCAAGGAAAAGCGAAGCCUUUUCUUUUCAGUUUGUGUUAUUUGGAAGACGGAAAAACAUCUUGUCUACAUCCUUUGGCUGUUUGUAGGAUUACAUAGUCCUUAUGAUACUGAAACUUUACAGCUGCUGUAAAUUUUUUAUAAAUGAAUAUGAAAAUAAUAUAAUAGGAAUAUAGGUUGUUUUUCUACAUACUCAUUAUUUGGACCUAAAUAAAUUUUUAAUAAUGUUUAUCUUUACUCUUUAUGACAUUGUGAUUCCAAAAAUGAAAAAAAUGAUAUAAGUCCACGGAAUCAGCAACCUGGACUUAAAGUUCCCUGGUAAGAAUGCUGCCAAGAAUGUGGCAGUAGCAGUCCUAACAUACUCCAGCUGUCUUUACUGUCUUGAGAAUCCUGGGUUCCAGAUAAAAGAGGCAGGAAUGGAUCAGUCUUACUCUUUGCUAGAAAUGAUUAUCCAUAGUUUGGUAGCAGAAAACAAAGGAAUCUAUAAUUAGCAGAUUUCUUAUUGCUUUAACUAUUUGGGUAUAAUUGAAAAUGGGUUAAUUGUUAGCAUUAGGAAUGAUAAACAUGGAUACCCAGCCACUCGUUCCAUAUUGGGAUCUUUUUAAUCAAGCUCUGCCUCUUAACCAAGAAUCUAAAUAUUCCCUCUUUGUAAUCUUUGUUCCUUCUCCCCACAUUCCCAUCCUCUUUCACUCUUUCUUCAUAAUUCCUCUAAGAAAAAGAUCUUUGCAUCAGCAGUAAUAUCUUUUAGAAUAAUAGCACUAUCAGAAUUUAGCAGUAAACCAACAUAUAGGCUUCAGAUUUAUUUCUGAGUCCAAAAUAAUUUGUGCUAUCCAGGGUACUUCACUCUGGGUUAAAUAAGUACAGGGUAUAGAUUCCCUCUUCAGGUCUAAACAGGAAUUUUUACUCUAGGGAAAAGUGGGAAGAGCUCAAAAGUAGUUAAUAAGGAAGGUAAUUUGUGUUUCUUUUAUGUAAAAGAAAGGAAAAUUCCUUCUGUGACUACAGGUCUCUGAGAAAUUACCUUUCAAAAGAGAUUUCAUCGCUCAUAAGAGUGUUGUGGCCUAUUGAUAGAAACAAUUUUGUUCACUUUCUUGUCUUGAAAAAAAAAGUGGCCUUAGCUUUUUGCAAUACUUGAAUAAAGUGUGUACUCGCACAGCGUUAGAGACUCAUAACUUUUCUGCAAGAAGUUCAAACUUACAUCUUCUUUUACUACCUUAAGAAUACUAGUGAAUAAAACAUUAAUUCAAAGAGCAAAUGAUAGAAACUACAAUGAUGUUUAAUGCAAAUUGUAGAAAUUUACAUGUUUACAAAUCAUCUUAAACUGGUUGUGCAGCAAUUCAAUAAACUGUAUUAUAAAAAUGUGAAGAAAAAAUGUAAACUGAUGUAAAGGAGGUACUGUCAUUUUAAUUAAUCUAUAUUUAAUAGCUUUUCCUUCUGAACUUUGCAAAGCCUUCUCGGUAAACACAUUGCAAAGCAUUCCCUGGGAGGCCCCGCCUCCCUGUGUGUACUGUAUUGUGCAGACAUGAAAAACAAACCCGUUUACUGUGUAUGUGUAAAUAGCCUGGUCAUCAGGCCUUUUUCAGUCAAUAGUCACAUCCAGUGCAACUUUGCACAGAAGACUUAGGGUGUGGUUUGUAAGUAUGAUCUGUAAAAUAACUGGGAUGAGUUCCCAUGUACACCUGUGUAAAUAGAUUUGUUAACUGAAAUGUACUUUAAGAAAAGAUGAAAUGUGUAAAUAAACUGAUUUGUAAAUUAA
Messenger RNA from Globicephala melas (long-finned pilot whale), 13268 nucleotides. The record is from RefSeq and is a predicted model, not a curated record. Lineage: Eukaryota; Metazoa; Chordata; Mammalia; Artiodactyla; Delphinidae.